UCGUUCCUGAGAAAAGAGAAGAUGAUGAGUGAUGCAAGUGACAUGCUCGCUGCGGCGCUGGAGCAGAUGGAUGGCAUUAUAGCAGGUUCGAAGGCUCUGGAGUACUCCAAUGGCAUCUUUGACUGCCAGUCCCCCACCUCCCCCUUCAUGGGGGGCCUGCGGGCGCUGCACCUGGUGGAGGACUUGCGGGGCUUGCUGGAGAUGAUGGAAGCAGAUGAGAGAGAGGGGCUGCGCUGCCAGAUCCCAGACUCAACGGCAGAGGCUCUGAUCGAAUGGCUCCAAAGUCAAAUGACUAAUGGACACAUAUCUGGAAAUGGAGAUGUGUAUCAAGAAAGGCUGGCGCGUCUGGAAAAUGAUAAGGAAUCUCUUGUUCUGCAAGUAAGUGUGCUUACAGACCAGGUGGAGGCCCAAGGAGAAAAGAUUCGGGAUCUGGAGUUCUGUCUAGAGGAACACAGGGAGAAGCUAAAUGCCACGGAAGAGAUGCUGCAACAGGAGCUUUUAAGCAGAACAUCCCUGGAAACUCAGAAGCUGGAUCUUAUGGCAGAGAUUUCUACUCUGAAGUUAAAGCUUACAUCUGUAGAGAAGGACAGAUUGGACUAUGAGGACAGAUUCAGAGACACAGAGGAUCUGAUCCAGGAAAUAAAUGAGUUGCGGUUGAGAGUGGGAGAAAUGGACAAUGAAAGACUCCAGUAUGAGAAAAAACUGAAAACAACCAAAGAUGAGCUGGCAGCUUUGAAAGACAAACUAGAGCAGAAGGAAGCCGAGGUUAAAAGGUUGCAAGAAAAAUUGGUUUGCAAGCUGAAAGGAGAAGGACUUGAAAUACUGGACAGAGAUGAAAAUUGUAGAAAGAAGCUCAAAGAUAAAAAUAUAGAGGUGCAGAAGAUGAAGAAGGCUGUAGAAUCUCUAAUGGCAGCAAAUGAAGAAAAGAAGAUAGAAGAGCUUCGGCAAUCUCUGAAUAGGUACAAGAAAGUUCAAGACAUGGUGAUAUUGGCUCAAGGUAAAAAAGGCAAGGAAAGCGACGGUGAAGACUUCUUGAAUUCAGGGUCCGUUUCCACAGUUUUAUUGGACACGCCAAGUCUGACUGACCCAGAGAAAAGUCCGUCCCCAACCCCAGUAACAGUAUCUCCAGUCCACGAUGAGUUUAACAUGAAUGUUCACGAAGAGAUCCACACCAGUAUUUUACAGAUUUCAAUCCCUUCUUUUUCAUCAACAUGCAAGAGCCCAGAAACUGUUGCAGAGAAAGUGAAAACACAGCCUAGGCCAGAUCCUGCAAGUGAAAUGAGUGAAGGAAGAUCAACAGGUUCCUCCCCAGAAACCCAGCUGUGUGAUAGUCCAGUAACUACUUCACUGCAAAAGUCCAGCAGUCUGAGCAGUUUGAGGAAAGAGGCAUCCGAAGCGGACAGAGACUCUGCACAGAAGCCAACAGAGGUUAAACCUCCUGUGGAAGUUAAUAAUUUUGCAACCCUCCCUCCGAAAUCUCCUUCUCAUGGUGGCGCAGGUGAUGAGGAUAGUUUUGGUACCCGUAAAGCCAGAUCUUCGUUUGGACGAGGCUUUUUCAAGAUAAAAAAUAACAAGAGGACUGCGAGUGCCCCCAAUCUGGAUCGCAGUCGAAGUGCAAGUGCACCUACUUUAGCUGAAACGGAGAAGGGAUCUGCAGAUCACUUGGAUCUGGCUGGCUUGCCCCCUCGCCCAAAAGAAACGGAUAGUCUACAGAUGACUCCACCUUCUCCAGAUUCCAAGAAAAAGGCCAGAGGGAUCAAGAAGUUAUUUGGAAAGCUUAAAAGAAGUCAGUCUACCACCUUCAACCCAGAUGAUAUGUCCGAGACGGAGUUCAAAAGAGGAGGGACAAGAGCAACAGCGGGGCCACGACUGGGCUGGUCUCGAGACCUGGGGCAGUCUCACAAUGAGCUGGACAUGCCAUUCGCAAAGUGGACAAAGGAGCAGGUUUGCAACUGGCUCCAGGACCAAGGGCUGGGCUCUUACAUAAGCAAUGGCAAACACUGGAUACUGUCUGGGCAAACACUUCUGCAGGCUUCUCAGCAGGAUCUGGAAAAGGAGCUUGGGAUAAAACACCCAUUGCAUCGGAAGAAGCUUCAGCUUGCUCUGCAGGCACUUGGGUCUGAAGAGGAAAACAAUCAUGGAAAACUGGAUUACCACUGGGUCACCAGGUGGCUGGAUGACAUUGGCCUCCCCCAGUAUAAGACCCAGUUUGAUGAAGGGAAGGUGGAUGGCCGUAUGCUCCAUUACAUGAGUGUG
Molecule: messenger RNA, 2256 nt
Organism: Pterocles gutturalis (yellow-throated sandgrouse)
Lineage: Eukaryota; Metazoa; Chordata; Aves; Pterocliformes; Pteroclidae
Gene: PPFIBP1
Product: PTPRF interacting protein, binding protein 1 (liprin beta 1)
Exons: 22
Biological process (GO): neuromuscular junction development
Cellular component (GO): presynaptic active zone
Molecular function (GO): protein binding
Source: RefSeq, a predicted model, not a curated record